Molecule: messenger RNA, 1464 nt
Organism: Hippocampus comes (tiger tail seahorse)
Lineage: Eukaryota; Metazoa; Chordata; Actinopteri; Syngnathiformes; Syngnathidae
Gene: prr7
Product: proline rich 7 (synaptic)
Exons: 2
Coding region: 376-1254 (292 amino acids)
Source: RefSeq, a predicted model, not a curated record
UCCGCACGAGGCCAAAGCAUCCCGCCGGGGUGUGAGGUGGAAGAAUUUGCCCCACCCCCCAUGACUGACUCGGGUCAUCCCGCAGUCUCGAAGGCACCGCCGAGUGGAUGAAUGCCCGAAGAAUGGCUUCCUUCAGCGCCUCGCAUUCCGUUGGACUCUCUCGACAAUGAAUGGAUGUCGGCUGGGUGUCGAGCGUCGUGUGAAAGACACGACGUGACCUCGGAGCCCGACGACUUUGGCCGCCGUUUGAGGAGGGGACGAGCUGGCGAGAUUUCAUUGACAUUCAUGGCUGUCAUUUAACACGUCCCGGCGUUGAGUUGUCGAGCCCCGCCUCCAGCCUCCCCGUCCCGCCCCCUCUCCGCCCUCCCCCCCGCCAUGGUGAUGUCCCGGGGCACGUCCACCUUCCUGGCUUGCUUCGCCGGCUUCUGGCUGGUGUGGGCCCUGGUGGUCAUGCUGUGCUGUUUCUGCAGCGUCCUGCAGCGCCGGCUCAAGCGCCGCGGCGACGCUCGCCUGAGGGAACGCUGUCUCCGGACGGUGGAGACGGAGACGCCGGGAUGCACUGCCGUCCCGGCCUUUGCGCCGCUUGCGCAGGCGUCGCCGGCACCGGUGGCAAUGCCCAUGACGAUAGCGCCGGCGCCGCCGGUGCCGCCGCCCCAGCAGCAGAUGCCACGCGACCCGCCGCCGGUUCCACUUCAGGUUUCUCAUCCCUUGCCGGAAGCAAACUGGGUUAGCGUUCCGGAAGCAGAUCUUCUUGAGAACCCGCCCUGUUAUGAGGAGGCGGUGCUAAUGGAGGAUCCUCCGCCGCCAUACGCCGAGGUCCUGGUAGAACCGAGAGUGGGCGGCGGCUACUUGAAACACGCCGCGCUUCGGGCGGCGCCCCCGCCCCGCCGGGACCAGCGGGACCCGAGUCCGGAGACACGCAAGCCCCCGCCGCAGUCGUCAUCGUGCGUUUUCCCCGAGCGGGGUUACUCCUCGCUCAUCCGUUUGCCUUCAUCGCAACGCUGGGACUCGCUGGGCCACUUCCUCUCCAACGUGGACUUGAAGCCGUUCAACCCGUACGACCCGGUGCCGCCGGGCGUCGCCACGGCAACAAUGCCCCGCCGCGACAUCAGGACUGGACGCGACGGAGGCCGGGCGCAAGGACUCCAGGUCGGGUUCUCCGGGGGGAUUCGGGGCCACGGGACACGAAGACUGGAGCGCACUUGUGGUCUCCCCGCCGCAUUCUCCCUGUUGGGACGGAGCACAGCCGUUUAGGAUCCCCUUUUUGGGUCCGGGGACCCCUCACAAGGGGGAAUUUACGUGCCGAACCCUGCCAUCAAGAGCGAAAAUCCCUAAUUGGUAGUUGCUUAGAAUCUUGAAAAAAAAAAAGCCAAAAAUAUAAGAAACCUCAAGGUUUUAAGAUAACAUUUAAGUUAAAUAACAUGAAUCUUAAAUCUUAUAUCUACGCCUUUUGUUAAUAGAAAU